This is a messenger RNA of Eurypyga helias (sunbittern), 540 nucleotides long. Its product is annotated as integrin alpha-4-like. The transcript has 5 exons. Gene Ontology annotation, biological process: cell-matrix adhesion; integrin-mediated signaling pathway; cell-cell adhesion. NCBI's taxonomy places the organism in Eukaryota, Metazoa, Chordata, Aves, Eurypygiformes, Eurypygidae. The record is from RefSeq and is a predicted model, not a curated record. The annotation marks the transcript as partial. Gene Ontology annotation, cellular component: integrin complex; external side of plasma membrane. Gene Ontology annotation, molecular function: integrin binding.
GUUAUCAGUGCAGGACCAAGCAUGGCUCCAAAUACAAACCUGGAGAUAAUGAUACCUAACGCAUUUCCACCCAAUGACUUAAAAUUAUUCAACAUACUGGAUAUCAAGUACUGCAUGAAAAAUGACAGCCUCUGCUUACAAAUAUACUGCAAGCUUGGAAACAUGGAGAGUGGGAAAGAAGCAACCAUUCAGUUGCAGCUGGAGGCUACCCCUGCCCUUUUAGAAAUGGAUGAUGCAACAGCAUUGAAGUUUGAAGUAAGAGCGACAGCCUCACCAGAAAAAAAUGCAAAAGUUAUUGAGCUUCACAAGGACAAGCAAGUUGCAUAUGUCUAUUUGGAAGGAGUGCACCACCAAAAGCCAAAAUACCAUGUCACUGUGCUAAUUAUUGGAAUAGGCUUAAUAGUUGGUGUUACCUUGUUUUUGCUUCUCUCAUUUAUAUUAUGGAAGAUUGGCUUUUUCAAAAGGCAAUACAAACCGGUCUCUCAAGACAAGAACAGAAGAGAGAGCUGGAGUUUUACAAGUGGGAACAAAAAUGACUAA